This is a messenger RNA of Olea europaea var. sylvestris, 963 nucleotides long. Its product is annotated as ras-related protein RABA1f-like. The record is from RefSeq and is a predicted model, not a curated record. Lineage: Eukaryota; Viridiplantae; Streptophyta; Magnoliopsida; Lamiales; Oleaceae. The transcript has 3 exons. Gene Ontology annotation, molecular function: GTPase activity; GTP binding. Gene Ontology annotation, cellular component: endosome. Bases 1 to 621 code for a protein of 206 amino acids.
AUGACCCAUGUCACCGGGACUUUCGGCGAUUCGGGUGUCGGAAAAUCGAAUUUACUGUCGAGAUUCACUCGAAAUGAGUUCAGUCUCGAAUCCAAGUCGACCAUCGGCGUUGAGUUCGCCACUCGAAGCAUCCGGGUCGAUGAUAAAGUAGUUAAGGCUCAGAUUUGGGACACUGCCGGCCAAGAACGAUAUCGUGCAAUCACAAGUGCCUACUAUCGAGGAGCUGUUGGUGCAUUGCUUGUAUAUGAUGUCACUCGUCAUGUUACAUUUGAAAAUGUUGAGAGAUGGUUGAGGGAACUCAGGGAUCAUACAGAUUCUAACAUUGUUAUCAUGCUUGUUGGAAAUAAGGCAGACUUGCGUCACUUGCGCGCUGUUCAAACUGAAGAUGCAAAGGCAUUUGCUGAAAAAGAACAUGCAUUUUUCAUGGAAACCUCUGCUUUGGAGUCUAUGAACGUAGAAAAUGCCUUUACAGAGGUGCUUACUCAGAUACAUCAAGUUGUCAGCAGGAAAGCUCUUGAGGCUAGUGAUGAUCCAGCUGCCUUACCUAAAGGGCAGACCAUUAAUGUCAGCUCUAAGGAUGAUGUUUCAGCUGUAAAGACAGGUGGUUGCUGCUCUGCAUAGUGGAGACCAAAGAGUGAGAAGCAGAUGCAGUUGUGGGGGUAUCGUCCAUGUUUACAUUAACAGCACAGUUCAUUUCGCCAUUAGUUUUAGUUCAUUGGCAUCCAAAAAUUUGUCCAACUCGAGCCAACUCUCUAGAGUAAGAGUCUUAGUUAAAUGCUUGUAUUUUUUUUAAAUUUUUUUUUGGUUUUAAUUAUUUUCCUUUGCGAUGGUGCACUAUUGUAUUCUUUCCCAUAGGAGUACUUUACUUGAGAUUAUAUUCGAUUGCUGAGGUCGAAUUUAGGAAUGUAACUGUCAUCUGAUUGCUUAAUUUCUUGCUGCUCUUGAUGUUGUUGUGUUAUUUUA